UAGCGCUUUAAAAUUACAAAAUUUUUUAACAUUUUCUUAGAUUUUUUUUCGUAAGAAAGCAAUUUGAUUUGUAUUGAACUAAUUUUGUUUGGAAAUCAAUGAAUUUCUAUUAAAGUUUGAAAAUCUAGAGGAAUAGAAAAGACUUCAUAAAAGAUAUUUAAAGACAAAAAUCUAACAAUUUUUCGCUACUUUUUAAAUAACCAAUAAAGUGUUUAAAUCAAUUAAUUGUAAAACUAUUGAUCUCGAUUUUCUAACAUAAAAAAUGUGGAGAAUUUUAUUGGCGGUUUUUAUUAGUUUGCUGCUGUGUUUGCAAGUGUCUCAAGGAUUGUUUAUAAAUCCAGGUUAUGAACCUUUUACUAGACAAAAACGUACUACCGUGUGUGUGGAAAUAAAACCAAAUAUAGCGGGUAGUCAUGAGCCUUAUUAUAUGUGUAAAGGUCCUGAGUUUCCCUACAGACCACCGAAUCAAACACCGUCUCAUUUUGUUAAAAUCGAUGGUGGUAAUUAUGCUGCAACAAAUGUGCCACAUGAAAACAAUUAUCAACAUGCAACACCGGCACAAAAUCAACAUUUUGGUUAUGGUUAUCAACAACCUCAGCAAUCAUUACCACAAUCUCAAGUUGUUCCUGCAUUAAAUCCUCCUCAUUAUGCUCCUCCACCUAGUUAUACCCCUCAGCAACGGCCACCUCAAAUGCCGUUUUAUAAUCCAUCAUAUGUGAGCCCCCAAACAAAUCAUCAACCAACUGCUCAAACAACUGCUGCUGAUUAUCCUACACUUCCCAACAAUCCUACAAAACCUACAACUUUCAUCCAACAAAACAACUAUGAAGCUUUACCACAAACUGCUCCAGAAACUUCUAGAACUCCAGCCUUAAAAGAAAGAACUUUAGAAAGUUCAGUAAACGGUGUUCAGGAAAACAAACCAUCUAAAGAUUUACCCACUCUAGCUUUAAAAGAAGCUGUUGAUCAUAAAAUAAAUUCUGAACAAUUCCACAACUUAAUAGAGGAAGAAGUAUUGGGUAUGCCCAACUUAGGGUUUUCUCAUGAUGAAAUGUUGCCUUUUCAAAGUUUUUACGCUGAUGACAAAAUGCGUUUAGCUGGCGAAAACUCCCACAUACCUCCAGAGUACUUAGAAGAUCCUAUUCUAAGAACUUUUUAUAAUAUAGAUGAUAGUCCUGACAAACAUCAUGACGAGCAACAGCAGCAGCAUUAUAACCCUUCCUCAGCCCAGUUAAAUCAAGCAAACAACGAUGAAUGUUUUGAUUCUUAUGCUCAAGUGAAAAUGCCCGGUUAUAUGCCUUCAGCAGAGCCUACAGCUCAUAUGGAUUUAUUUAAAACACCCUAUACAGAUCCUAAUAGCUGCUGUGGUUGUCCUUAUAGUUUUCAUCCCAUAUUUAUAGCCAUACCCUGGUUUGGUCCAGCUUAUAAUGAACUAUUCGCACACAUGCAUCCUAUAGCUCCUGUUUCUUUACCCAGUUUUGAAAGCUAUACUUUACCACCUUCCACACAACAUCAAUCUCGUGUUAAUGAAGAAUCCUCUCCAUCCACAGAGGACUUAGAUAUAAACAAUAAAAAAUCCUCUAUCACAACAGAAACUAAAUCCACCACCACUCCCACACCCAUAAAAACAACAAAAACAUCUGAAUCCUCUGAAGAAGAUCUCUUUGUGGAGGAUACUACUGCUAAAAAUGGUAAAACAACUAAAUCAAAUGAUGACAAUAACUCUCAAGAAGAUGAUGCUGAUGAGGCAGAAGAAGUUGCAACAGAAACAAAACCCACUAGCACCUCUACUGUUAGGCCCACUUUUAAGACAAUGAUGCAUGCGGCUAAAGUAGCUUCUAGUAAAUAUUAUGCUAAUCCUCUUCCUGGUGCUAAUCCUGAUACACGCAAACGACAAGUACACUAUAUUACAGCACCAGUUUAUCAUCCCACCAAUCCGUUUAAAAGACAAUAUGUAAGAAAAUUGAAUAAAAUGUAUAAUUAAUCGGUAAUCAAUUAAGAAUUUCAUUUAAUAU
This is a messenger RNA of Lucilia cuprina (Australian sheep blowfly), 2015 nucleotides long. Its product is annotated as integrator complex subunit 3 homolog. The transcript has a single exon. The record is from RefSeq and is a predicted model, not a curated record. The coding region runs from base 263 to 1984 and encodes 573 amino acids. NCBI's taxonomy places the organism in Eukaryota, Metazoa, Arthropoda, Insecta, Diptera, Calliphoridae.